Messenger RNA from Micropterus salmoides (largemouth bass), 2256 nucleotides. RefSeq names its product cell adhesion molecule 1-like. NCBI's taxonomy places the organism in Eukaryota, Metazoa, Chordata, Actinopteri, Centrarchiformes, Centrarchidae. Gene Ontology annotation, cellular component: plasma membrane. The coding region runs from base 142 to 1011 and encodes 289 amino acids. The transcript is spliced from 6 exons. The record is from RefSeq and is a predicted model, not a curated record. Gene Ontology annotation, molecular function: transmembrane signaling receptor activity.
AAAGAUGAUGGAGAGGGGAGGAGAGUAGAGCUGUGUUGUGCAGUGUUUGGAGGAGGGACUCCAUCAUUUAAAGAAGUAAGAAGUUCCUGGUUUGGCAGUGAAGAAAUCUGAGAAGCAGCAGUAAACCAUCAGAGCCUCAACAUGAAAGUCCAACACACUUUGAUCUGCUUCUUCUUCCUCUUAUCAGCUCUGGAGGAUGGAAACACUGGUCUCCCAAAUGCCCCAAUCAAUGCGUUUACAGGAACUGAAAGAGGAGAUAUUACAGUUACAUGCUCCUUUUCUUCAUCUGGAAACUGGAUGAUCUUCUGCAAGAGAGAAUGUAAACUACAGGACACCCUCAUUGAAACAACUCGUAUCAUAAAACGGAGAGGCAGAUACAGCAUCACACAUAAAGGAGGAAAUGUUUUUGUGAGCAUCACACAGCUGACCAAGUCUGACUCAGGAUGGUACAGGUGUGGUUUGGGUGAAUCUUUGUCAUCAGCUUUAUUCGAAAGCGUUCAAAUCAUUGUUGUAGAUGCUCCAACCACUUCAACAACAAAAUUGUCUCUACUGGAUAUUACAACAUCAAUCCCAUCAGCCUCCACAACAACAACAACAACAACAACAACACAGAGUUCAAGCUCUCAGACUGAGCAGCAGCAGCAGCAGGCUUGGACUGCAUCAUCUAAAGGUUGGACCUCAUCCACCGCUCUUCUGCUGUAUGUUGUUCCGAUUGUUGUCAUCAUUGUCAUCAUCUCAGGGCUGGCACUGAUGAUAGUCUGUAUUCAGAGGAACACGAAACCUAAAGGUUUGCAGACCAGAGGAAGUUCAGACGGGACAAACAUUGAGAUUGCCCUCUAUGAGAACUGUCCUCCAGUUUGUGAUUCUGAAUCCACCUACGAGAGCCUCGAUCCAGCCAGCAGGGAUCAGAACCAGACCUACGCUACACUCACACACACACACAACACAAAUGAUGCUGUUUGUGUCUCACUGAGCACUGCAACUCUGCCAUAUACUCAGGUAUUCAGGUAGAUUAACGCUUUCUCACCAAGAAGCAGUCCACAUGAUCUUUAGCAGGUUUUAAAACUGAAAAAAGCACUUAGACCUACACGUUAGUGGUUCCAUUACAGUUUGGAUUCAGACCAGAACUUAAAAAAUUAGACCUUCCCCGACAGUCUUGGUUUCUUGUAACAGCCUGUGGACAGAUGUAAAGGGCUCAGGAUUGCUUUUCUGGCUAAAUCCAAAGGAUGAGAUGUUUAUAUGCUCCCGGUGCCUUCUUUUCUGCUCCCCUACAGAAACAACAAAAUAACUUUUUUUUCUGUCCACAGAUAACUGAAAAAAACAUAAACCACCAAAACAAUGUUGAGGGUAUACAGUAUCUCACAAAAGUGAGUACACCCCUUGCAUUUUUCUAAAUAUUUGAUUAUAUCUUUUAAUGUGACAACACUGAAGCAGAUUGAGCUUUGGAUUUGGAUAGAUUGAUCUUAUACCCAGAAAAUAUGCUAAACUGAUUGAUCAUCCCAAUCGAUGCUGGAACUGAUAAGGUCAGAUAAAAAACCCAUCAGCAUAAAGAGUUAUUUUAUGAUGCUUUUCCUCCACUAGUUAACCAUUUAUAGAAGGUGCACUUCUAAGAGCCUCGGCCAACGGUUCUUGGCAAGUGCAAAUUAAAGAGGCGAUAGAGGGCAACCCUGCCUGGUGCCCCUAUAAGUGCUUAACCCAUUAGUCAAUACCGCAGCUUGAGGAUCGGAAUAUAAGACCUUAAACCAUUUCACAAAAUCAUAUCCUUGACUAAACUUAUCUAAUGUAUAAAAUAAAUAUGCCCACUUGACUCUGUGCUUUCUCUGCAUCGAGGGAGAGCACCAAUCCAUCUACAGAUUUCUCUUUAUAGGACUGAAUAACAUUAUGAAGACGUCAAAUGUUGUGAGUUGAAUUUUGCCCCUUUAUAAAGCCAGUUUGGUUUUCUUUGACUGUUAUAGGCAAAAGAUCCUCUGGUCGAGUGACAAGGAUUUUAGAAAGCAGUUUCCUGUCAACAUUCAGAAGGGGUUGUCUAUGAGGGGAAGUCUAUGGGUCUCUAUGAUAACAAGAUUCAGAAAUACUGGCCUCCUCAAAAGUCUGUGGUAGUUCCAUGGUCAAGACGGAAUAAUUAAACAUUUCUAGCAAUGGUUCCAAAAUCAAGUUUUGAAAACAAUACAAGCUCAAAUGUACAUUGAAAGAGUUUUUUCUCUGUAGUUUUUCUUCUGUCAAUACUGGCCUUAUUAAAUUGAUAGGGGGACAAAA